GUCUCUCGCCCUGUGUCACAGCUGAGUCUCCUCAGCAGCUGCUGAUUGGUGGAAUGAUUGAUGAUGUCAUUGUGUUCAGUUCCAAAGAUGACGGCAUCGACAUCGACGCUCUGGCGGCUGAGAUCGAAGGAGCCGGAGCCUCAAAGGAGUCGAAAGGGAAGAAGACGAAGAAGAAGGGAGCAAAGAAAGACGACUUCGACGAGGACGACAUCCUGAAGGAGUUGGAGGAGUUGUCUCUGGAGACUCAGGAUGGCAAAGUAAAGAAACCAGACGCCGCAGAGGAGGUGGAGAUCGUCGAGCCCCCAAAACCAGAGAAGAAGAAGACGAGGAAGGGAAAGAAGGGAGGGGCCAGCCCCGAGGAUGAGGAGCAGGGUGAUGAAGGUGAAGGUCGGGCGGAUGAAGAGAAGAACGGAGAACAGAAAGAGAAGAAGAAGGCGCCUCCCGCUGCUCCUCCCUCGGACUCUGACGACGACAGCAGCUCACGUUCUCGUGUCAAAACCAAAGGAGGAAAGAAAGGCGCCAAAAAAACGCCAGUGUCCGAUGAGGAGGAGGACGAAGAUGUGACAGGAGGAGGAGGAGGAGGAGAUGGUAAGGAUGAAGAGUCAGAGGAUGACGAGGAGCUCACCACAAGGAGAGAGCAGAAGAAGAAAAACAAAGGCAAGGUGGAGAGCGACAACGAGGAGGACGGAGGAGGCGACGGCUUCAAGAUCAAGACGGCGGCGCAGAAGAAGGCGGAGAAGAAGGAGAGGGACAAGAAGAAGAAGGAGGAGGAGAGGAUGAAGCAGAGGAAGCUCAAAGAGAAGGAGAGCGCCGUGGAGGAUAAAAAAGAGCCAGAGAAGAAGGCGACAGAGGCCACGCCCCCUCAGAUCACGCCUCCUGCAGCAGCGGCGGAGGAGCAAGAAGGGGCGGAGCCAGCAGCAGAUGAUGAGGCCGAGGGCGACAAGAAGAAGAAAGACAAGAAGAAGAAGAAAGGAGAGAAGGAGGAGAAGGAGAAGAAGAAGGGACCCAGCAAGGCCACAGUGAAGGCCAUGCAGGAGGCUCUGGCCAAGAUGAAGGAGGAGGAAGAACGAGCGAAGAGAGAAGAGGAGGAGCAACUGAAGAGGCUGGAGGAGCUGGAGAAACAACGACAGGAGCAGGAGCGUCUGGAGCUGGAGCGUAAGGAGAAGAAGAAGCAGAAGGAGAAGGAGAGGAAGGAGCGACUGAAGAAGGAGGGGAAGCUGUUGACGAAAGCUCAGAAAGACGCUCGAGCUCGAGCCGAGGCCACGCUGAAGCUGCUGCAGGCUCAGGGUGUUGAGGUUCCGUCCAAAGACUCUGCGCCAAAGAAGAAACCAGUUUAUGGAGACAAGAAGAAGAAGAAGACGCUCAACACUCCGACACCUGAAGAAACAUCUGAGGUCACAUCGCCGACGUCAGCGACUCCAGAGCCUGUUGCCAAGGAGACGCCGGCCAAGGAGACGCCGGCCGAGACGCCGGCGGCGGAGCCAGAGGUGAAACCAGACGCUGCUGUCGACGACUGGGAGGCCAUCGCCAGCGACGAGGAGAAAGAGCUGAAGAAAGUUCACAUCGAGGUGAAGGAGGACACUGCUGCACCUCCUCAGCCAACGGGCAGCGAGGAGGACGAAGACGAGGAGGAGGAUGAGGAAGACGAGGAUGAAGACGAUGAGGAGGAGAGCGAGGGCGACGAGGAGAAGGAGACGAUGACAGCAACUCGGCCGACAGCGACUCAGGGAAAGAAGAAGGAGAGCGAGGACGAGAGCAGCGAGAGCGAGGACGACGACGGGAGGACGAAGGAGGAGCGACUGUACGACAGAGCUAAGAGGAGAAUAGAGAAACGGAGGGCGGAGAACAUGAGGAACAUCGACGUGGACACGCUGAGAGCGCCGGUGGUGUGUGUGCUCGGACACGUUGACACGGGGAAGACCAAGAUCCUGGACAAGCUGCGACACACUAACGUCCAGGACGGUGAAGCCGGAGGAAUCACUCAGCAGAUCGGAGCCACAAACGUCCCGAAGGAGACGAUCGAGGAGCAGACAAAGAUGGUUAAAAAUUUCGACACAGAAAGCAUCAGGAUCCCUGGCAUGUUGAUCAUCGACACACCAGGACACGAGUCCUUCAGUAACCUGAGGAACAGAGGCAGUUCCCUGUGCGACAUCGCCAUUCUGGUGGUGGACAUCAUGCACGGCCUGGAGCCUCAGACACUCGAGUCCAUCAACCUGCUGAAGGAGAAGAAGUGCCCGUUCAUCGUCGCCCUCAACAAGGUUGACCGUCUGUACGACUGGAAGAAGAGUCCGGAAACCGACGUCGUGACCACGCUGAAGAAGCAGAAGAAGAACACAAAGGACGAGUUCGACGAGAGAGCCAAGGCUGUCAUCGUGGAGUUCGCUCAGCAGGGUCUGAAUGCCGCCCUGUUCUACGAGAACAAAGACCCCCGCACGUUCGUGUCUUUGAUCCCCACGUCUGCCCACAGCGGCGACGGGAUGGGGAAUCUCAUCGCGCUGCUGGUCGACCUCACACAGACCAUGUUAGCCCGGCGGCUAGCACACUGUGACGAGCUGCGAGCGCAGGUCAUGGAGGUGAAAGCUCUGCCGGGGAUGGGAACGACGAUAGACGUCAUCCUCAUCAAUGGUCGUCUGCGGGAGGGAGAGACCAUCAUCGUCCCGGGGGUGGAAGGACCAAUCGUAACGCAGAUCAGAGGGCUGCUGCUGCCUCCGCCCCUGAAGGAGCUCAGAGUCAAGGUAAACCCCUCAGAUUAUAACAGG
Messenger RNA from Paralichthys olivaceus (Japanese flounder), 2759 nucleotides. The record is from RefSeq and is a predicted model, not a curated record. Lineage: Eukaryota; Metazoa; Chordata; Actinopteri; Pleuronectiformes; Paralichthyidae.